CCUGGUCAUGCUAAUGUACGCGUCCCAUCUCUUGUCUAUAUAUAUUUCAUUUUUGAUAUUUUGUUUCCCAUAUUUGGUUUCCUCUUCGCUCUUAUUGUAAACCCGCUGAUUCUCUGUCUUGAGAAAGAAGAAAUCAUCAGAUAGUCGAGAUUGAGGCCCCGCCUGGUUGUUUAGACAGAGCAUGGAGCAGCAGCAGGAUUUGCAUAGUUGCUUGGUUAUAUGGAGAGGACAAAAGUUUGUUGUUGAGAUGAAUCCAAGUGCUCCUCUGAAAGAGUUGGGUGAAAAGUUACAAGAACUCACAAAUGUCAAGGCCGAUACUUUGCGGCUACUUGUUCGCAUGGAGAAAAGUUCGAAAUUGCUAUAUCCUUUUUCUAAUGAGCACUCUUGUUUAAGCUUGGAUUCAGCAUCAGUUCUUAAGGGAAGGUCUAUUAGAAUGAUGGGAGUGCCCAAAAAUGAGGUGGAUGAAGUCCUAGAAAAUGCAAAGGUGGAUCUCAGGAUUGCUGGAUUUGAUGAAGAAGAGAAAAGAUUAAAGCAGAGAAAUGGAGAUGGGUCCUAUGCCUUGCCAAGACUUCCUCAAGGACCUUAUAUUUUUGGUGAUUUCCGAACACUUAGUCUUCCUGGAGUAGAGUUAAAUCCUCCUGCAUCAAGGGCCCUAGAAUUGCUGCAUAGGCUUGCUUCAGAUCCAGGAAUUGUUGCAAUUAUGAAUAAGCAUCGUUGGCGGGUGGGAAUUUUGACUGAGAUGGCACCAGUUGGUUAUGUUGGAGUGAGUCCUAAGUGCAUCCUUGGUUUCAACAAGAAUCAUGGAGAAGAGAUAUCACUGAGACUUCGAACUGAUGACCUCAAGGGUUUCCGGAAAUAUGAAAGCAUUAAGAAGACUCUUUUGCAUGAGCUAGCACACAUGGUGUUCGGUGAGCAUGAUGCAAACUUCUAUGCUCUGGAUAAACAGCUUAACGAAGAAGCUGCUACCCUUGAUUGGUCUAAAUCAAAAGGCCAUACUUUGAGUGGGAUCACCCAUUCACGAUAUUAUGAGGAAGAGCUCGGCAUCAGGAGCCAUGUAACUUCAUCACAAAAGCUUGGAGGACAGGCUCAUAUUCUUCAAAAUGCUCGUGCUGCUUCAGUAAAUGCAGCUUUGGAACGUUUAGCCAAUACAUCUACCAUGCUGUCAAGUUCAUCUGAGGAGAGGGUAGACUCUUACGGUACAGAUGGGGUGCAGGAACUGACUGCUGUGCCAGAUCCUGUGGUCCAUGUCAAUCAGAAAAUCGCUGAGCCUGAUCCUGAUGACUGCGAGGAUCAUGAAUCUAUGGUUCUCGAGCCUUCUGUGGAGUCCAGGGACAGCCAUAUGUUAACAGAUACUGCUUUAGAAAUUGAGAGAUAUGAAGUAUCUAAUCCUGAGAAUUCAGGGUUUAGUCCUAUUGGACCAAAUUCCAAUGGGGAAAUACAAAGAAGUGUUGCCAUUCUGGAACCUGAACUUGACGAUUCUGGAGAAGAACCAAAUGAUCUGAGAUUUCAGAACAAAGCUCGAGUUGAUCAAGUGGACUUCCUUAUGCCCACAAGUACGGAGUUGCCUAGUCACAUCAGUAGUGCUCCUGGUGAACCUCAUUCAAAUGAUUAUCUUGCAGAAGAGAUGCAGACAGAGUAUGAUCCUGGCAAGGCAAUACCAAGGAUCCAAAAUGUCGAACCUGAUCCUGAUGAUACAGAGCUGCAGAUAAUCCAAGACCCUGUUACUUUGUUUUGUGGUCGCCUGCAAAGUGCAAUUCAAUCACUAAAAUCCGAAGUUAAGCCCUCCGAGACUGGAACCGUCCUACAAACUUUGAUUAAGAUAAUACGUAAUGUGAUUGAACACCCGGAUGAAGUGAAGUUCAAAAAACUGAGAAAGGCCAACCCAAUGAUACAAAGGAACAUUAUUACUUACAAAGCGGCUGUUGACAUUCUCAGACUGAUUGGCUUCUCUGAAGAUGUAAUUAUGGACGAAUGGGGAAAGGCUGAAGCCUUCCUGAUGUUAAAGCGAAACGAUCCAGGCUUGUUGUGGCUCGCCAAAUCAUCGCUUGAAACAUAUGCUACAUGAUGCAUGACUUUUGAAUAGAAAUGGAAUAACACUGUCAAUGCACACAACAGCAGCAAAUAAAGAGAUUGGACUUUGCGGUCUGAGGUUGUAAUAUGUGCACACUGGUUUGAUACUAUCUGUAAUUUCAAAUAUAGUGAUCUUUAAGUAACUUCACUGUUUUCCUUCUAUGGACUGUUAGAAAUCUGAUUUUUAGAGUUUCAUUCAAA
Molecule: messenger RNA, 2271 nt
Organism: Sesamum indicum (sesame)
Lineage: Eukaryota; Viridiplantae; Streptophyta; Magnoliopsida; Lamiales; Pedaliaceae
Product: zinc metalloproteinase-like protein
Source: RefSeq, a predicted model, not a curated record